This is a messenger RNA of Aspergillus uvarum CBS 121591, 3040 nucleotides long. RefSeq lists its product as uncharacterized. Gene Ontology annotation, cellular component: Swr1 complex. Gene Ontology annotation, molecular function: ATP-dependent H2AZ histone chaperone activity. Bases 73 to 2946 code for a protein of 957 amino acids. The record is from RefSeq and is a predicted model, not a curated record. Lineage: Eukaryota; Fungi; Ascomycota; Eurotiomycetes; Eurotiales; Aspergillaceae. The transcript is spliced from 2 exons. Gene Ontology annotation, biological process: chromatin remodeling.
CGCACGGGGAGUCCAUCUAAAAUCAUAAGACUAUAACCUCGUCCAAUUCGCUAUCCUGCUAAUAGCCUCCCGAUGGCCGAGAAACGGAGACUUUCCGCCCGCGAACGCCGCGAACCUGCGGCGAAGCGACGGGUGUCCGAAGCCGCGCCUCGAUCUUCUCCUCAACCUCAACAAUCCUCUAAACGAAAGGCUUCAACGCCUGUUGUUGCUCCGGCACCCCCUUCUCCACAGCCAGAAAAGAUCGAAAAUCCUCUGCCUACCAAAAUCAAGGAUGGAGAAGCUCUCCCCACCUUGCCCGCUCCGCAGCCGGACGACCUCUCGUCGGAGUAUCAGUCCAUCGCGGAAAGCGCGAUACUCCUAGCCUCCCUAGAACGAUCGAAGAAGAAAUGGCUAAGCGAUGGCAUUCUCGAACGGUACUGGACCAAGCCCAAGAAAACGAAGAGAGAGCAGAUUGAGGGCAAAAACCCACCUAAGGAAAGCAUGACCAAGGUUGGAGCUUGCAACAUUGUGGUUGGCCCGCACCUGUUCGAUGCUAUGCUGUAUACGGUGAAAGAUCCCAAUGCGCCGCCGCCGAUUCAGUAUACACCACCCCAGCGCCCAAUGGUACAUUACGGCCAUCCCAACAACUUUCAACAAUAUCAUCCGUAUCCGCAGGGUCCUACUCCUUCACAGCAGUCACGCCAGCAGCAGCAGCAACCGCCGCAGCCAAAGCAGCCAAAGCAGACAAAGCAGCAGCAACAGCAGCACCCUUCUCAUGGACCACAAGCUACUCCAGGCACACCUCAGCCGGCUUAUCCUCCUGCCAGCCAUCCACCUCCACCGCAUCCCGCUCGAACACCUAGCCAAACUCCUCACCGGACUCCCGGGCCUCAAGCAGCGCAGCGACCGUCUCCGGCACAGCAUCCUCAGCCGCAGCAGCAGCCGCUACAACCGCCGAAACCCAGCCCAGACCCAGUGAUUCAAAUGCUCGCAACUCGAGCCGCCUCCGACCCGGACCUCAAAGCCCUGAUGCGGGUGGUAGCUUCUAGCAAGGCGUCUCAGGAGCAAUUGCGUGCUUUUCAGGCUCACAUAGAUGAACUUAACGCUAUAAUCAGAGCAAGGGAGCAGCAGCAACAAAGACAGCUGCAGCAGCAACAGCAACAACGCCAGCAGCUGCAGCAACAACAGCUACAACAGAGACAACCACUACCACUUACUCCUGCUCAUCCGCAAGCCGCUCCCAGAACACAACAACCUCCCCACCAACCACAGACGCCGCAACAGACACCACAACACCCGCCUCCCCAACAACGACCUCCGCAGCAGCCAGUGCAUCCAACCCCGCAGACACAGCCUCAACCCCAACCACACCCGCGUGGCGAAGUCCAGGUCAAAUCAUCACCAACUGUAGGUCCAGCACCAGCGCAACCUGGCGCGCCAUUACAACCCCCGCAGACCCCAACACCACAAAUUGCCAAGGCACAGCAAAUCAAACAGGAGCCUGGGCCAGUCGCGCAAAUCCAGCCGGCUACACCACAGGCUCCUCACCCGCAUGUCGUACCGGGACCAGCGCCAGUUGCGGAAAUAACCAAGCAACCCACUCCAGGAGGACGUCCCGCGCCUCCGCUGCACCAGCCGCUGCAGCCGCAGCAGCAACCACAACAUCAACCGCAACAAGCUCAGACGCCGGGACCACGCUCAGGGCCUUCUCACCCGCAAUACCAGCAGCAGCCUCCGUAUCAAGGCCACCCCCCUGCAAUCCAGUCACGCCCGCCGCAAUAUGGAUCACCCACUCCAUACUAUCGCCCUACCCCGCCACCCCCGCCACCACCUCCAAGGCUCAACUACAAGUCUGUCGUCUUCGAGUUCACCUCCCCACUGACCCCUUACGGUAGCAGUACCUCCGGCCACGCAGGCUCGGGCGAUCGCUAUCUAUUCCCCGAGUACACGAUCCUGGAAUGGCUCCCCGGAGGAACCACCGUACUCGCCUCCUUCCUUCUCGUGCGUAAAGUGGACCCCAACACGCCAUUUCCCAUCGAAACCGGCAGCGAACCACCGUCAAGGGCCAAAGGCAAAUCCGGCUCUAAAUCCAAGUCCAAGAAGGCGGCGGCAGCAGCAGCAGCCGACAAGAACAAGACACCUGCGGCGGCACCCUCUCAACCAGAGAAGAAAUCAAAGGACGGAGAGAAGGAGAAGGACAAAGAGCCAGCCAAGGAGAAGGCGGAAGAGAAACCCGCUUCUUCCACAGAACCAACGCCCGCCGCUCCUCCUGCUGCAGGAGACAGUAAACCCGCAACCCCGAACCCCACCCCAACGGAGGGCGGCGGCGGCGGCAACGGCGACAAACCAGCAGCCGGCGAGCAGCAACCCCCGGACACAAAAGCCGCUGCCGCUGCGUCCACCACCACCACCACCAGCACAAAGGACAAGGACGCCACGGCGAAAGAGCCCCCCUCCGCCGCCGCCGCCGCCGCGGCCACCACGAAGGACAACACCCCCAAGGAAAAAGACGACACCAACCUGAAGGAGUACUACCAACCCGUCACGUUCCGGAUCUUCAGCAGCAACCCCAAGGUCCUCGAGCCGCUGAACCGGGUCGUCAAGCCCCCCGACGAGGUGCGCAAGUACAUGAACGAGAUCAUGGACCGCGCCGAGCGCGCCCCCGACGGGUUCCUGGCCUAUCGUCUGCCGCGCGAGGAGCAGGAGGAUGCUUCGGUAAAUAACGGAAGCAAGGAGGCGGAUGAUCCUAUUGUUGCUGGUGGUGGCCGGAAGACCGGGGGCACGCCUGUGCCGCCGGGCCAGCGGAGUCGGUUUAGCUCGCGCGGGAAUAAUAAGGUUGACUCGGAUGUUGAGCUUAGUGAGCAGCAGGGUGAGGAGGAUCAGGUGGAGGGGGAGGAGGAAGAGGAGGAAGAGGAGUUGUUGGACUUCUAUGGGCCGCCUACGGGCCUUCCGCCUUUGGGGGCUUGAAGAUUCAGCUCAGCUUUCCCCGUUGGGCACUGUUGCUGCGCCGUCGAGGUAUACUAGAGAUCAGAUGCAAGCUUUAUAUAAUUCCCCAUUCAUC